GAGUCGCCUGUUAUAUUCUCCGAGGACGAGGAAGUGUGCGGUGAGAAUUCAGCAGAGCAAGUCUGACAACUCACACAACCAGAACGUGAUUUUUCAGCUGCCGUUUCAGGGGAGAAAAAAACAUCUGUGAAUCUGUGCCACUCUCUUAUAGACACAGCCAGAUUCUAUUCUGAGGCUGCAACAGAAUCAAAUCUCCGGAAAAACAACAGUGCGCGCGCUCGUUCUCACCAUCUGCAGGCGCGCUUAAAAGGUCUGCUAAGGGUCUUUGCGCUCGGGACCAAACAAAAACGAAAAUGUGCACGCACAACGCGUCUGCAAUGACUGAGUGGAAAACUGCGGAAUGGUGAAGUUGCAGCAGCAGCCGUGCGUGACAAUGCAUCGGAUAGUGCAGAGGAGGCGUGCAGGGCCGCUCCGUUCCGCGUGGUCGCUGCUCGGUGCCGUGGCGCUCGCGCUCGCCGCCUCCAGCGCCGUGUUUACCGCAUGGACGUGGCGACAAACCCGAGAUCUGACCAGGUCCGUCCAAAAUCUGCGCGACCGCUUGGAUCAGGGUUCUACAGAUCCUUUAAUGGUUCCACCAGAGGGAAGAAAUCCUGAAGAACCCUUUAUGGUAAAUUUGCAGCGCAAGGCUAUUGUCCAGCUUUUCCUGGAGAAGAGGGAGCUGCUGGAGAAUCUGCGAGUGAAGAGAGAAGAACACAUUCCAGAAACAUUUAUGUCUUAUUCCAAAACAUUUCUCCCCUUUUCCUUUGUUUUGCAAGCUGGAGGGACAAAAGGAAAAAAUGGAAAUGGAAGGAAAGUCGCCUCUCACUUCGAGAUAACCAAAGAUUCCUUCAAAACAGUGGGGACUGAGGGAAUCAUUAAAGGAUGGACUGAACAAUACCUGAAUAUGAGUCAGGCUGUGGAGUAUAACACAGAGACAGGCACAUUUAAAAUACUUCGGAGAGGUGUCUACUUUCUUUACUGUCAAGUGCAUUUUAGUGAGCAAGCGAGUCAAUAUGUGAAGCUGGAAGUGACUGUCCCACAGGGCCCAUCACUUCAGUGCAUGGAGGGAUACAGCACCACUCCAACAACAGGAUUUAAACAGUUCCACUUCCUGAAACCAUGCCAGGUUUCUGGCCUUCUUCUCUUAGAGAAAGGCGCUGAGCUUAAGGCAAAGACCGGAAGUGAAUUCACCCUGAAGGACUCAGGCAAACAUUACUUCGGCCUCUUCAAGGUGAACUAGUGGAUACAGCCGUACAGUUCAGCCUCACUGACUGCAUCGUUAUUCUGAGAUCUACCAAAGUCGAUACUCACUGGCUGGAUGAACCAUCUUUUUGUUAAAAAAGUUAAACAUCUGUAUUUUUUUUAUAUAUAUAUAUAAAUCUGACAUAUUGGAUAGGGUCCGUGCAGUCAUGGAGAACGUCUGUGACUGAGACAGUGAUGUUUUCAUCUCAGGCACCUGAGAGUAGUUUAAAUGACUGUACACAUACUAGUGCCCUAAUAAUCAGGAUGGUAAAGACAUGAAACCAUGAAUGCUGGACAGCUACAGUGCAUCUUUUUUUUAAAUUGCAUUGGUUUGGACUUAAGUGCAAAAACACUGAUUGUAGCUUGAUGAGGACCUUGUUCCAGACAAAUGGCUGCCUUGCCUAAACAGUGGCAGAGGCAGGUUUAACCGAGGGUACAGUUUUGGUGACGUUAAGACUGACAAUACAAAGCGGACAUGUGAUUUUAUCAACUGUUAAUUUGAUCAAACAUUUGUUCUGACUAACUUACGGCUGUCUUUGGAUCAGUUCAGCUUUGAAUUUUGAUUUAUCAAAUACACACUAAGUACUACUCUG
Molecule: messenger RNA, 1814 nt
Organism: Tachysurus fulvidraco (yellow catfish)
Lineage: Eukaryota; Metazoa; Chordata; Actinopteri; Siluriformes; Bagridae
Gene: tnfsf12
Product: TNF superfamily member 12
Exons: 7
Coding region: 341-1219 (292 amino acids)
Biological process (GO): immune response
Cellular component (GO): membrane
Molecular function (GO): receptor ligand activity; tumor necrosis factor receptor binding
Source: RefSeq, a predicted model, not a curated record